Molecule: messenger RNA, 1038 nt
Organism: Cannabis sativa
Lineage: Eukaryota; Viridiplantae; Streptophyta; Magnoliopsida; Rosales; Cannabaceae
Exons: 1
Coding region: 1-1038 (345 amino acids)
Molecular function (GO): catalytic activity
Source: RefSeq, a predicted model, not a curated record
AUGAAGCUACUAGCUUGGAACUGUCGCGGGCUCGGGAAUGCCGCGGCAGUUCGACAACUGACGGCAAUCGUUCGCCGGUCAAAUCCCGAUAUGGUGAUCCUAUCUGAAACAAGGUUGGUUCUUGAUAAAUUUGAAAAACUGAUUCAUAAACUUCAUUUUAUUGAGUUUGUGUACAUACCUACAAUUGGUCUCUCGGGCGGGUUUGGGGUAUGUUGGAAACAAGGGGUUGUUUGCAAGGUUAAGGAAGCGGAUAAAAAUGCUCUGCUAGGUUCGAUUGAAUCCGAUCCUCCUGGCACCAAAUGGAACUUCAUUGGAAUAUAUGGGCCGCCUACAAUGUCAGGAAGAGAAGAUUUCUGGAAUCGUAUUGGAGACUCGAUAGUAAACGAAUCGUCACCCACGGUCCUUAUUGGUGACUUGAAUGGAACACUUGCAGAUCAUGAAUGCCUAAACUAUGCCAAUCAGAGGAAUUCAGCUAGAUAUUCCUUUGACUUGAGGGGAAUGGUGGCGAGAACCGGCUUGGUAGAUCUUGGCUGCCUUGGCGGAAAAUUCACCUGGUUCCAAAAGGCCUCUCAAUCUACUAGGGGAGCUUCGGUUAGAAGAGCAAGGCUAGACAAGGCCUUAGCCUCCAUAGAUUGGAGAAUUUUAUUUCCAAAUGCGGUUGUUGAGCUCCUCACAGUUGGUACUUCGGAUCACAAACCAAUCCUUCUAAAUACUGAGGGGGGAACAAGGUGUUUGAAGCCUCAAUUCAAGUAUGAGUUAAUGUGGGGGAGGGAUCCGAGAUGCUUCUGGGUAGUGCGAAAUGCUUGGCGAGACAAUCUUCACCAUGACCCAAUGGUGAACUUGUACCGGAAACUAAGGAAAACAAAGGAGCAUUUGAAGACAUGGAAUAAAACGCACUUUGGGAAAAUCCAACAACAAGUGGUUGAUGCAAAAAAGACUCUAGAUAAGAUCGAAAGUUCCAAUAAUAUGCAGAUUGCGCAGUUUGAUGAACCUAAAGCCAAGUUGAAUGAGGCGCUUAGUAGGGAAGAGAUCUUCUAG